CUCUGUCUCAAUUCGAUUCUCUACCUUUCUUCUCUCUUGGUUCGAAGCGUGUGAUAUACAUUUCAAAAUUAAUCGCACAGUUUCAAUAACAACUUUGAACGAGCUCUACUUCAUAAAGAGCAAUAUGAGACGAGGUAGCUUGAUAAGUUAUAAAGUUAUCUGGAUCCGCUGCAUAUGGCCGGGUCAGCGUGGGUCACUAUGUCGCAACGAUUAAAUAUGCAUCGAUCAUUGGGCACGCUGCUCGCUCAACCUCUUCGUCAACGUGCAAUAUCGGAGGGAUCUUAGGGUCACAUUGAUGAGCGCGCGUAAAAUCGCCUCGAGCUGGAUGCAAACGUCGGCUAUGCCGCGUUGAUCCUCGUAAAUGUUGCCCUCGCGUGCAAUUCCAAUAAUGCGUUUCGGAAGUAACGUCACUCACUCGCUCGACAAUCGACGCGCGAAUAAAGCGGCCGAGCGCGCAUCGCGCGAGGCGAUAUUCCGACGGCAAGCAAUCCGGAACGCCGGGGAUCGCUCUCCUCGGCGAUAGUCGCAGCGAGGAACCUGAAAACAGGCCCGCCGUGAGAGCCGGUCGACCGAGCGGAGGGCAUCCACCGGUGCAUCCGCGCGCGUAGGAGGCUGUCGGCCCGGCCACACGUACUCGCGCCUAUGGUGAGCGGCGGCGGCGGUGGCGGCGGCGAUGGCGGCGGCGGUGGCGGUGGGACGACGAGCGGCAUCGCGAACUGCGCAGCGCGCAGUGUCGACCGGUCGCGGCGAGCGAGCGGACGUACGCGCGCCCGACGAGUCGUCCUCCGCAGGUGCGUCGUCGCGCUGCCCAGCCGAGCCGUGGAUCGCUGCACGUGCGCGCACGGACGCGCGACCGGCUCCUCGGCUCCCGCGGCCCCCCGUGGUCGCUCGGCUCGCCGGGCGCGCGCGAACGGCGCGACGCAGUUGCCAGCUCCGACCGGCUGCGGUCGGCGGCCCAGCGAGCGCGCCCGGGUGGCGCACGGCGAGGGCGCAGCCAGCGGGAUGUCCACGCUGCGGAUGGCGCUGCUGCUGGCGGGCGGCGCCGCGGCCGGCCUGGCCGCGCUCUGCGACUCCCGGACCUGGCACCCGCAGCACCUGUGGGGCGCGUCGCGCGACUUCUGGCAGGCGCAGUGGGACAAGGUCGUGUGGGCGCUCGGCGACGACCCGCUGACCUACUGGGUCUACGGCACGACCAGCCUGACGUUCGCGGUGUACUGGACGGUGGGCGGACUCUACACGCUGAUGGACCUGACGGGCCGGCCGCGCGCGCUGCGCCGCUACAAGAUCCAGCCGGGCGCCAACGAGCCGCCGAGCCGGCGCGAGCUCGCGCGCGUGCUGGCCCAGGUGCUGUUCAACCAACUGGCGGUGGGCCUGCCGCUGGCGCGGCUGGCCUGGCCACUGAUGCGCUGGCGCGGCCCGCCGGCGCUGCGCCCGCUGCCCAGCCUGCACGCCUGCCUGGCCCAGCUGGCCUUCCACGUGCUCUGCGAGGAGGUGGGCUUCUACUACUCGCACCGGCUGCUGCACUGGCGCGGCCUCUACGCGCGCAUCCACAAGCUGCACCACCAGUGGACGGCGCCCGUGGCCGUCACGGCCAUCUACUGCCACCCGUUGGAGCACGUGGCCUCCAACCUGCUGCCGCCCUUCCUGGGCGUCUUCCUGCUCGGCUCGCACGUCGCCACCGCCUGGCUCUGGUUCUGCCUGGCCAUCCUGUCCACCCUCAACGCGCACUGCGGCUACCACCUGCCGCUCUUCCCCUCACCCGAGGCCCACGACUUCCACCACCGCAAGUUCAACCAGUGCUUCGGCGUGCUGGGCGUGCUCGACCGGCUGCACGGCACCGACAGCCUCUUCCGCCGGUCCGCGGCCUACCGGCGCCACGUCAUGCUGCUCAGUCUGCUGCCGGCGCGCCAGCUCGUGCCCGACGACGGGCCCACGGAGCCGCACUGCGCCGUCGCCAACACCAUCCGCCGGCACUCCAGGAGCCUGUCCUCCUGCCUGCUGUCCCAGUGAGCUGCGCCAGCCGACCGAGCCGACCGGCUGCCCCCGAGCGACGGCCGCGCGCGAUCCCCGCUCUGCCGAUCCCCUGCGCCGCCUUCGCCCGUCCACGUCCGCGUCGACCGCGCCCUCUCGCCUUCGCGGCAGUUCGUUCGCGCGCGAUUUCGUACCGAUUGCCGCGCUUUUGCAAGAGAACCAACCGGUUCGUGAGAAACGGGAUAAACGGAAAUGCCGCAAAGUCGACAUUCGGUUGAUUUCUUCGCGACCGCAUUCUUACUCGUGCCGAUCUCAAACUCACGCGUAGCUUCGAGAACCAUUUCGACGUCACGAACGAGACACCGACUUUUUUUUUCUUUCUUUUUCGACAAACCUUCUCGCAGCGGCGGUCACUGGCAAUAUUUGAUUCACCACGAAUUAUAAUAAAACAAACAAAACUUUUCUCUUUAAUAAAGGAUUUUAUAUAUUCUUCA
Messenger RNA from Phymastichus coffea, 2465 nucleotides. RefSeq names its product fatty acid hydroxylase domain-containing protein 2-like. The transcript is spliced from 4 exons. Gene Ontology annotation, biological process: sterol biosynthetic process. The record is from RefSeq and is a predicted model, not a curated record. Gene Ontology annotation, molecular function: C-4 methylsterol oxidase activity; iron ion binding. NCBI's taxonomy places the organism in Eukaryota, Metazoa, Arthropoda, Insecta, Hymenoptera, Eulophidae. The coding region runs from base 643 to 2010 and encodes 455 amino acids.